Messenger RNA from Botrytis fragariae, 2055 nucleotides. RefSeq lists its product as uncharacterized. Bases 1 to 2055 code for a protein of 684 amino acids. The transcript has 2 exons. Gene Ontology annotation, biological process: protein phosphorylation. Gene Ontology annotation, molecular function: ATP binding; protein kinase activity. The record is from RefSeq and is a predicted model, not a curated record. NCBI's taxonomy places the organism in Eukaryota, Fungi, Ascomycota, Leotiomycetes, Helotiales, Sclerotiniaceae.
AUGCAGCAAAAACCAAAACCAAAACCUCCAACACAUCCCCAUCGCCCUAAUAUCUCCCAACUCUCCCGUCUAUUCAUCAUAGCCAACACACUUAAUUACUGCUACCUCUACCUCGCUCUAAUCGUCACAAUCUACACCCGACUUCCAAAAAAUAACACGUCGCUGAUCGGGGUUCCUAGAAUACCCCUGCAGGUUCUUCCUCUCCUAAGAUCCCUCCAAGAGAUAUCCCGGCGUUUCUUCGAAGCACUAGGUCUAUGGACCAAUCCUCCACCAAAUCCCCCACCACUCCCCCCAGCCAAUCCCCCCGAAAAUCCCGAUAACCAAGAUCCCCCGGACCCAGACCAUCCCUCCUCCUCAGACGAUGAACCAUCCGAUAAUUCUUCCCACCACUCCUCCCAAGAGACCCCCAGCCAUUCCUCCUCCGACUCCAACUCCGGAACCCCCCCAUCCCCGCCCCAGAAAAGCUCGCUCUCAAAACGCGAUAUUUAUGAAUCUGAAGAACGACUAGCGCAUUAUUAUCAAUCGUUGAAGAAGGAUCCGAAGAGUAUUAGGCGGAAUAAGUGGAGAGAAGAUCCGCAGUUGGGGGGGUUGGAAAAUCAGGUUUUUGAGGGGAUAUUGGGGGUUGGGGGGUUUGGGAGUGUUUAUCUCGUCCUCAACACCCUCACCCAAAAACGAUACGCCCUAAAACUCCAAUCCGAAACAGCCGACCAACGUCUCUCGCGCCGCAAACGCGAGCAGCCCCCCACUCCCCACACCCCACCCGACCCCCUCUCACAUACACCCCCCAUCACCCCCUCAUCCGAAGCAACCAUCACCUCGCCCACCCUCAUCGCCGCCCGCAAUCUGCUCUCCAAACGCUACCGCGAAAACCGCUGUUAUCUGCAAUACAUCAAAUCCGGACAUCCGAACAUCUGCGCCCUGGACGCCUUUCUCGAUUUCACUUCCCAAUUCGGCGCCGUGGAAGAAAGAGGCAUCGUUAUGUUCGCCUCGUAUUACGAAUACUGCGAUGGAGGAGAUCUCUUUAGAAUCCUAAACGGAUAUCAAGAAGGACAUCGACAAAUUGACGCCGCGAAGGAAGAAAGAGGAAUGAUCCAUAUUGUCAACCUAGGCUGGCGCAUGCGGCGCGAACCCUAUCUCCCUCUCCCUCCUCUAAUAGAACGUCGAUACCCCCCCGAACUCUUCCUCUGGCAUAUAUUUUCACAGCUCAUCUCCGCGAUUCUCUUCCUGCACAACGAACAUCCGGAUUACAACACACUCCCCGAACAUAAAAACCGCGCCAUGGUCAUCACAAUGGAUCUCGCGCCGCAGAAUGUCUUUCUGCAGUGGCCGGCCCAUGCAUCUACCCCGGAGCAGCGACGAACCGUAUACCCCAAUAUCAAAGUUGGGGAUUUUGGGACUGCGAAUUUCCUCCCGCAUGGUGGACGCAUUCCCGCCGAAGAGGGCGUUGAAGCGGAGACCCCGGAUAAAGAAUACUAUGAUGCGCGCACAGAUGUCUGGACGGUGGGGCAGAUGAUAUAUCAUUUUGCAACGCGAGUGCAAGAUUGUGAGCCGAAAGAGAAUAUUGAGGGGAUGUAUAGUGCGCAGCUGAAUAAAGUUGUUCGGGCUGCGAUGAAGAAGGAUCGGGAAGAGAGGAUCGAAGAGAAGAAAUUAGGAAGGCUUCUUCGAGCGGGUUAUGAGAGGAGGAUUCCGCAUAUGUUUAAGACGCUUCCUGAGUGGGCGAUUUCGCAGGAAAAUGUACUGAAGUAUCGGUUUUCGGAACGGCAUGUGAAGGAAUUGUGGGAGCGGGAUUGGAAUUUGAAGAUUGAGCAGGAGGAGGAGGAGGAGGCGAAGGCGGUGGAGGAUGAGGAGAGAGUAUUUCAUUUGAUGUUGUUGGUGAAGGAGAGGAAGUUGAGGUUUGGCAUUGAGUUGGAGGAGGAUGAGGAGGAUGAUGAAGAGCAUCCGCUUUGGAUACAGGGGUUGAAGGAUGAACAACCGGAGCUUUAUGCGGAACUUUUGGCGGAGGCGAGGGAGAAGGUGCCGAGUCCCAAGGUGCCUGAUUCGGGAGAGAGUGAGUGA